Molecule: messenger RNA, 2827 nt
Organism: Coregonus clupeaformis (lake whitefish)
Lineage: Eukaryota; Metazoa; Chordata; Actinopteri; Salmoniformes; Salmonidae
Product: fibroleukin-like
Exons: 6
Coding region: 333-1574 (413 amino acids)
Source: RefSeq, a predicted model, not a curated record
AGAGAAGAAGAAGUUUGAAGAAGUUAACACAGAUAGAGAAGAAGAAGUUGAAGAAGUUAACACAGAAAUAGAAGAAGGUUAUGGGCAAAGAGUGGAGGGACACCAUCCAAGGCUUCAAACAAAGCAUCAAGCAGACGGACUCAGGAGUGGAGCAGAAACCCAUCAAGGACAACAAAAAAUACACAAAAGAAGAGCACAAGUGUCACUAAAGACGUGUCGGCACCCAAGUCCAAGAGGCUGGCAAGGCAGAACAGCUUUAAGGUGUGGUAUCUGAGAGCCUGGAUUCUACCCUGGAUUCUGCCAGCUUUUCAAAUUCUUUUAGGAGUUUUCCCAUGAUUCCACUGGGCUCUCUCGGCAUGCUCCCACUGCUGUCCCUGUGUGUGGGGGCCAUGUUGUCCCCCCCGGACGCACCCCCCGCCUGUCCCCACUGCAAGGACAGUCUGGUGGCCGCUCCGCCUGCGAGGACAGGGUCAGGGGGGUGUGAGGGACGCCCCGGGACGGCAGGCUGCAGGGUGGCGGUCGCCCCCCUGGCUGCCUCCGACCCCCCUCUGCGGGUGGAACACAGACAUGAAGUCGGACAGGUUCAGCCAGAGGCCGGGGAUGUGUCAGAGCGUCUGGUCCAGUUGCAGCGCUGUAUGCGUUCCCUCCAGGAGCCAGGGGUCCCCAGGGGCCAAGGAGGCCAGGGAGGGGACACGCUGGGGGCCAUUCUGGCUCUGAUGGCUGCAGUGCUGACAGAGUGUGACCUACACUGUCACAGCCAGGCCCUCAGGGCUAUGGCCAGGCGACUGGAGGGGGCAGCGGUUGGGAGAGAGGGAGAGAAAGACUUGAUACUACUGUUGAGGAGCAUCACACAACACCCUCCAACAGUGGCCCCCUCAGCGAGGCUGCAUCCUCAGGACUGUGCUGAGAUCUAUCGUUUGGGGAUCAAAGAGAACGGAAUCUACAGCAUCCAGCCUGACCCACGCAGACCUGCAGUGGAGGCAGAGUGUGACAUGGAGACGGCAGGCGGGGGGUGGACGGUGUUCCAGCAUCGGCGAGAUGGCUCGGUGGACUUCAACCGGACAUGGCAGGAGUACCGCGAGGGUUUUGGUUCCCCACAGGGAGAAUACUGGCUGGGGAACGCAGCGCUGCAUGCUCUAACCAACACUGGUCAACACCUGCUGCGUAUACAACUGGAGGACUGGCACCAGCAGAAACGCCAAGCCACCUACAACACCUUCAGAGUGGCAGCAGAGGCACAGAGGUACCGCUUGACAGCACGGGAGUACUCUGGUGACGCGGGCAAUGCCCUAAGCUACAGCAAACGCUACAACCAUGACGGCCGUGCGUUCAGCACCAAUGACCGUGACCACGAUCGCUACACGUCGGGGAACUGUGCGGAGUACUAUGGUGCGGGCUGGUGGUUCGACGCCUGCCUAGCGGCUAACCUGAAUGGACGCUACUACCGCGGGCGCUACAGCGGGCUGACCAAUGGCAUUUACUGGGGCACCUGGUACAUCCUGACAGACAGUCACAGCGGAGAGCGCUACUCCUUUAAGAGUGUGGAGAUGAAGACCCGCCCACGCAACUUCUAAUAAAGACUGACCUGGGAGCUAGGGCAACAUUUUUAUUUCCGCCUAAAUAGACAUACCCAAACAUAAUGACUGGUAAUGUUGCAUAGUUAUAGAAAGUUCUGGAACUCACCUUUCUGGUAAAAAAUAGUUAUAAAUUGUUGAGAUAUACUCACUUAUGAGGACACACGCUCAAGUACAUAGUACAAAUAUUAUGAAAAUAUAAAAUAUAAAAACGUUUUUUUUCCUAUUCAACAAAAGUGGGGCAAUAGGGCUUGAAAUGACUGAACAGCUUUCUUAAUAUAGUAACAAUCAAAUUAUAAACGACUUAGUAUAAGAUUUAAUCUUUCUUAUAACUGUAAAAUAAAUAUGAUCAUACUUAGUGACAGUACAAUAAUGGCACAAUUUCAUAUAACUGAGUCCACUGAGCAGAGCAGAGACACCAUUCAAAUGUGUGCUGACUCGUUACAACUUCAGCUUUAAACACAAAGGGAUUUUGUCCGUCUGUGAUCAAGAGAAAGUGGUCUUGUUUCAAUUCUAUGAAAUUAUUUAGUAUUUUUUCAUAUUGAGAGCUCUAAAUCCGGUUGAGAAUAUCACAGCGACAUGAAACCACAAUUGUUGGGUCCGCUAGACUGUCAGGCUGGGCUCCGUCACUCCUAAGCAGAGCAAAACGAUUAUUUGUCUGGAUAGGCCAGAAAAUGUGACACGUCACUGCCUAUGCAAAUGUGGGGUCUGAUACCUGACACUUCAAGUCAGCUCCACUGAGAGAGUGGUAGCGCAGAGCAGACAGAUGGAGCUUUCUGGCAAUAUAAGGCACAGGACCCUACGACAUUCAAAGAGCGCUUUGUACACCAAAAUGUCAGUCGGAACUGGUCCCAGACCGUCCAAAGUCCCCUAUAUAGGGGACUUAACAUCUUCAAUUUAAAACAGGCCUACUACUCAAUACUCUGAGCCACGGUACUGUAUAUGCAAAUCUAGGGUGGAGAACCCUAGCUUGGUCCCAGAUCUGUUUGGCAAAACAGCACAAACAGAUCUGGGACCAGGCUAGGGAAACCCUAAUCUGGCUGCAGAGUGUGUGAAGGUUAUUGUUACUCAGCUGAUGACUGGAUGUUUGAUUCACUGGAUAAUGUUGGGAUAGUGAGCCAUUAAAUCAGUUUUUCCAGGUGUAAAUAUGGUGCUAAAUGGAAAACUGGUCAGAUGACUCUAUCCUUAUCAAAUCAAAUCCAAAUCAAAUGGAUUUAUAAAGCCCUUUUUACAUCAGCAGAUGUCACAAAGUG